This is a messenger RNA of Cyclocybe aegerita, 1581 nucleotides long. NCBI's taxonomy places the organism in Eukaryota, Fungi, Basidiomycota, Agaricomycetes, Agaricales, Hemipholiotaceae. The record is from the annotation of a GenBank genome assembly.
AUGCAUCAGAUCGAUGACCGCGACGAUUUUCUUCCACACGUCGCAGCUGGCCUCACGUUCCCCACCUGCAACUUACUAACGACCAACAACCUUUCUGGGGGGUUUGAUGUACUUGGGACACCUUCCUUGCCUCUUACCAUCAUGUCGCCCGACCUCGUCCAUCAUGGCGUCGAGUACACCGUCUCAUCUGAACCUCCCAAAGCACAUCUGCCUGUCGACGAGUUUAGGCUUCGCGGCAUCAAAUAUGUUCGAAUCCAAUGGGUGGAUCUUGUCAAUCAUAUCAAACAUCGCGUCGUUCCGAUAACCUACUUCGAGAAGCUGCUGCAGACGUCGAGGCCUGGCUCAUCGCUGACGAGGGCCACUCUGGGGCUCGUGUUCGUCACCGUUGCUGAAGGUUUCAGUUCCACUGGGGAAUGCUUGUACGCCCUCGACUUAUCGACGCUGAGAUUGUGCCCGUAUGCACCGGGCCAUGCUAGCGUUAUGGGCUGGUUUGAGGAGAAGCAGCCGAGGGCAGGUCUGUCUGGACAUCGGGCACUCGAGAUGGACAUCUGUCCACGGACGAUCCUACGUCGAGUGGUGGAAAAUGCCAAAGAGCUCUCAGGGAUUGAAUUCCUCAUCGGCUUUGAGACCGAAUUUAUCUUGCUCAACAAAAUAUCACCCGUCGAGGCGGUCAACCCGCAUGGGUGGUGCGACUCCAAAGCGCUCCUCUCUGGGAGCACGGAGGCUGUAGUUCUCGAAGAGAUAGCGGAUUGUCUCGCCGCUUCUGGGGUCGAGCUGCAGAUGUAUCACGGAGAAGGAGCACCAGGGCAGUACGAAAUCGUUACGGGCCCUUUAGCCCCGCCGCAGGCGGUCGACGCACUGAUACAUACGCGAGAGACGAUCUACAACGUUGCUAACAAGCACGGACUGACAGCGACUUUGGCGCCACGGAUUUUCCUUGAUAAUUGUGGCAGUGCUACACACGCCCAUAUCUCCGUGCACGCGCCUAGUAACGAAACCCCCGAGCCUUCGUUGCACGCCAACCUCACUACACUCGAAGAACACCUCCUUGCGGGGAUCCUGGCGCACCUGUCCUCCCUUACGCUCCUCCUGAUGCCCACGAGCGCCUCGUACGCCCGCAUGCACGACGGCGUCUGGUCAGGUGGAACCUACGUCUGCUGGGGUACGGACGACAAGGAAGCACCGCUGCGCCUGUGCAACGCUGCCUCGCCUUCCUCACGCAACUUCGAGCUGAAGACGCUUGACGGAACGGCGAACCCAUACCUCGCUAUAGCGGGCGUCCUCUCAGCGGGCUUGGAGGGUGUGCUCGAGGAGCGGGCGCUCACCAUCAAAGAUUGCCAUGGAGAGAAGAGCGCCGCGCUGUUGGGUGACAAGGGGCGGGCAGACCUUGGGAUAACCGAGCGGCUCCCAUUAAGUUGGGAAGAAGCGAGGGUCAAGUUCGAGCAGAGCAGGUGGGUCGACAACGUGUUCGGGAAGGAAUUCAAGACGAAGUACCUCAGUGUCAACAAACUCUUGAAAGAACUUUCAACUGGUGGUCGUACGGAAGAAGAAGCGUUGAGGCUUCUUGUCGAAAAUUAUUGA